Messenger RNA from Fusarium poae, 6078 nucleotides. RefSeq lists its product as uncharacterized. The transcript has 6 exons. Gene Ontology annotation, molecular function: 3'-5' DNA helicase activity; nucleic acid binding; four-way junction helicase activity. Gene Ontology annotation, cellular component: chromosome; cytoplasm. Gene Ontology annotation, biological process: double-strand break repair via homologous recombination. The record is from RefSeq and is a predicted model, not a curated record. The coding region runs from base 1 to 6078 and encodes 2025 amino acids. Lineage: Eukaryota; Fungi; Ascomycota; Sordariomycetes; Hypocreales; Nectriaceae.
AUGUUACCAUUUAUUAAAUUAACCGAGUACCCAUUUGUGAUUUGUACAGUAUGCCGUUAUGCAUAUGUCACCAAGGAGGUUGAAUCGCAUUUAAAGAAGCACCAUAAGAGCAUCAAAGCAGCAGUCAGAAGAGAGAUUACCCAGCAAGUCAGGGAUUUGCCCGGCAUGAUUGAUGACAGAAGAGGGUUGUUAACGUGGCCAACGCCACCGCCGACGACCGACCCGAUCCCAUAUAUCCACCCGCCGGUCCCCGAUAACUUAGGUUGUGGCGAGGAAGGGUGUUGGACCGUGGUUGACACCCCGCGAGGCAUGCAGGAGCAUUACCGUAAGGAACACGGUUGGAGUAACCCGCGCGGGAGAGGCGGAAGUCAGCAAACGCGGAGGAUACAGGCCCAGCUGGUCCCAUGGCGCACCGGCGUCCAAAGCCAGCGGUUUUUCAGCAACGGGCCGGCCAGUAGUUGGUUCGAGGUCGGGUUUGGGGCGCCGGCCACCCAGACGGCCGAUGAGGCCGCCAUGAUGGAGCGGGCGGUGCGUGCCAUGGAGCAGAAGCAAGAGCAGUUCGAGCGAGAGGAUAGAGAGUGCAUCAAAGCCGCCGACGCAAAGACAGAUGCGAACGCGUGGUUAGAGCGUGUAGGAUGGGCCGACCAUUUGCAGGGUUUAGAUCCGGAAGCCAUGAGACAGUUGACAGACCCGGUCGGCGAAGAAGAGCAUGUUUUACAGUUGAUCCAGGACAGUAUCAUGCGGGUCAUGUUGCAGGCACGGAUUACAGCCACGCCCAGCACGGUCGGCAGCCAGGCAUUAUUCGAAGUACAACGGAAGGAGGUAGACAAGAAGCCGCGGCGGCCAUUCGACAACCGAGUCGAAGAAGACACGUGGGCACGGUACACAGCAGUUUGGGUCAAGUUGAUAUGUUAUGUAUACCGUGCCGAGACCAUGGAGGACAACGAGAGGCCCGGGUUCCGAUUAACGAAACGACAGGGGGAUACGAUGGACGAGUUGACGGAGUUAAUAGAGGAGUAUGUUGAAGACCCCGAAGCCAAUCCAUUAGAUGAGGAGCGCGUGGACGAGUUGACGCUGCAGGUCGUUAUGGCAUUGUUGGAUCACAGGUUAACGGCAGGUGAAUACCGCAGUGGUAUUAUCAGUGGGUUGGCCGUGCUGGGCAUCCGCAAAGACGGUGGAUGGAUGGAUGUGAUGGAUUACACGCCCAUGUAUUCAGCCGUGAUCAAAGUAGCGCGGGCCAUGGUCGUGUAUCAGUCGUAUCGGGAGAGGAAGGAAGAGGUGGCCCGAUUACAGCAGGAGAAGGGUUUAGGUGAGGAAGAGGCCGAGGAGGAGGCGACCAGCAUGUUCCGGAUCGUGCGUGAGAAGGUGCAGAGGUUCAUGACGGUGACAUCGAAGGAGACAUACGCCGAGCCGACGCCGAUGGAUUGGAUAUACGAGGCACGCACGUACGGCAUGUAUAUUCGGUUCAACACGCCAGCAGGCGGAACCGUGGAUUGGGAUGGCGACCAUAUCACGUAUAGAAAGACACGGUUCCGGAUGGCCGCGUUGACCGAGAUGUUGCAUGCAUUGACGAGGGAGGCGAGGGAGCAUUUAGCGACGUUGACGAUGGUGGAAGACGUGGACCAGUUACCGCGAAUCCCGUGGAAGGAGGUGGAGGACGAUCACAGUGAGGACCGGAUGGGGUAUUCAUUUUUGACCGAUGAACGGAACCGCGAGUGGGUAAAGAGAGGUAAGAAUUGGGUGAUGAACCAGAUCACCGAUACACAACCGGACGGGCAGGGCCAGGCACGACGCAAGGUGUGGAUCGACAACGGCAGAAGGGACGGAAAGCCAUUCCAGGCCCGGGCGGUACAGUCAUAUGGCCAGACAUUCAACGGGUUCAUGGAACGAAUGUUCAUGUUGAUGUACAUGAUGAGCCAGCCAGCACGGAUACCCGAGAUGUCGGGCAUCCGGCACCAGAACACCAUGAAUGGAGGGGUCAGGAACAUAUUGGCGCACAACGGCAUGAUGUGCGUGGUCACGUUAUAUCACAAGGGAUUCCGGUUGACGGGUCAGGCCAAGGUGAUUCACCGGUAUUUACCGCAUGCCGUGGGAGAGUUAUUGGUGUGGUAUUUAUGGUUGGUUUUGCCAUUUUGGCAGCAGGUUCAGGGUAUCGUCAAAGAUGCCGGUAUCCGCAGCCCGUUCAUGUGGCCGGAUGAAGUGGUACGCAAGGCAGAAGGCAGUAUCGUAGAGGAGAGGGAGGCAAGACGAGCGGCAUUGGAGAGGCACAGUCAGAAUGGCGGCGGCAUGCAUGAAGAAGACGAUGAUAACAGCGGAGGUAGUACAGAGAACCCGCAUGACCCCGAUAACCCCGCGAACGCCGAUGAUAUUGGGUUCCAGAGCUGGGUGCAGGAGCGGAAGUGGACAUCAGACCGGGUCCGUCGAAUCAUCCAACGGCACAGCAGGCGAUUAUUAGGCGUGACGUUAGGUAUCAGUUCAUGGAGGCAGAUUGCGAUCGCCAUAGCCCGUCGGUAUUUGAACGGUGCAUUUAAAGAGUCGACAUUGGAUGGGGAGGAUGAAGAUGACGAUUUGGAUGACAACCCGGUGGAUUUGCAAGCCGGGCACGCAACGCACGUGGCGGGCAUGGUAUACGCACGCGAGUUGCAGCAGGGAUUGUUCAGCACGGCAUCGAUGCGGGACAAGUUCCGAGCCGUCAGCAGGCAGUGGCACCGUUUGUUCGAGUUCCAGGACAGCGAGGAGAGUGGGGCGUCGGCCGCAACCCGGCGAAAACGAGCCCCGUAUGACACGGAGCGUGAGUAUAAUCGGAUGCAGCGGUUCAGACGAUUGCAGCAGGUCGAUAUUGCCGGUCAGUUACGGCAGAUGAUGGGGCCGUCGGCGGCGUUCCGUGGUCAGCAGGAGACGGUGAUCCGGGCGAUCAUACGGGGCGAGAGUCCGAUUAUCCAGAUCGCAGGCACAGGUGAGGGCAAGAGUAUGUCGUUUUUAUUACCAGCAUAUUGUGCCAACGACAACGGCGGGACGACAAUCGUGAUCGUGCCGUUGAUUUCAUUACGGGAUGAUUUACACGGUCGUUGUGAUAAGAGCAAAAUCGGGACAUAUAGUUGGAAGAGCCGCGAGGGACACCAGAUUGCCCCAAUUAUAUUCGUGACGCCCGAGUCAGCGGUGACGAAGGAGUUUGGCGAUUUCGUAAACCGAUUACAAGCACGGUUGGAUGAGUGCCACACAAUGUUGGACAGCACCGCCCGAUUUCGACCGCAGAUGAUGGAGUUGGGUCAGGUUUUGAACGAAUGGGGUGUGCAAAAGGUUUUUUUAACGGCCACAUUACCGCCCGGCGAGGUAGAGAGGUUUUGCGAGGUCGUCAAGUUGCCGGCAAGCCGUGGUAGUCGAAGCGCAGGCGACACCGCCACAGCCGAAACGACGUCAACAGCAGGGGGGAGGGGGUAUAAAAAUCAGGAAGUCGGGCCGGAAGAGGAUGCAGAAGACAGGCAGGUUGUCAAGACGGUACGAGAUUGGUUAUAUCAACACAGUAACGGCCGAGUUAUCGUAUAUGCAAGCGCGAUCGAACGGGUUGAGCGGUUGGGGGAAAGGUUGGAGUGCGAUGUAUAUCAUUCAAAAGUAGAUACAGCAGUCGGUAAGGAGCAACGAUUACGAAUGUGGAUCGAAGGUGGGCAUUUAAUUGUGGCGACAAAUGCGUUGGGGUUAGGCAUAGACGUGCCAGACGUUCGGUUGGUCAUACACGCCGGCAUGCCGAGUCGAUUACGGGAUUACGUGCAAGAGAGCGGACGGGCGGGAAGAGACGGUGAGCCGAGUGAAGCAAUUGUCGUGGUCGAGCGAGCACGGGCGACGAUAAGCAGCAGUUGGCCGCCGAAAGAGGCGGCGGUAGAGAGGCUUAUCAGCGGAAAGUGGUGUCGCCGUGUGGUAUUGGAUCAGAUGAUGGAUGGUCGAUUGGAUCGCGCGGGUUGCGACGACAAGGUGGAAGAGAUAUGCGAUAUAUGCCGGCGACAGAGAGAUCAGUUGAUGUUUGAAGCGGAUAUAUCGUGGGUUGAGAACGAGGACACAGGUAGUGGGAAAGGCAUGGAAAUGGCAGAUCAAUAUGGAGGACAGGUAACAGAAGGAGAGAUCCAGGCACGAUUUGAGCAGGCCGGGCGGAGCAUACGAUACGAGCAAUUCAAGGCGAGGCAAGACGAGAUACGCAUCCAUCAGGAGGUGGAGACAUUCGAGCAAGAGUUGGGACAUAUGGUCGGCCGGUGCAUAGGUUGUUUCAUGGCAACAGGCGUUAUAGAGGAAGAUCAAUUACACAGGAGAGAUGAGUGCCCGUUAUGGGACAAGAGAUGGUGGGAUGACAUGGCGCGAGCGGAAGAGAAGUGGCAGAAAAGCAUGUUUACAAAAGGGGUCAUGGCGGAUCAUUCCGGUUGUUUUUGGUGUGGCAUGCCGCAAGCGAUUUGCACACAUUGGGAGCCGUUGGACAACGAUCAAGGAAGAUUCAAGUUAAAGAAGGAUGGGCAUGCGUUUUUUGGGUUUAGGGCCGAAGACCGCGUAGAGCGCAGUGGCGGGAUGGGAUUGAAGCGAGGUCAGAUAGAGUUUGAAAUAGAGCGAGAAGAGAUACGGAGGCGGCGGUUCGAGCGAUUGCAUAGGGCCGAUAUGAGAGGGCAGUUAAAGCAGAUGAUGGGCGAGUCAGCCGAGUUUCGAGGGUUGCAGGAGGCCGUAAUCCGAACCGUGGUGCGCGGGGAUGGGCCGAUUGUGCAGAUAACGCCGACCGGAGGUGGCAAGAGUUUGACAUUCAUGUUGCCGGCGUUUUGCACGCCGGACGGCAUGACAAUUGUGGUGACGCCGUUAGUGGCAUUAGAGAACGACAUGGAGGAGCGGUGCAGAAAGAUGGGGAUUGACGGAUAUGUGUGGAAGAGCCGGGGAGUGCAACGGGGUGCAUCAUUGGUGUUCGUGACGCCGGAAUCGGCCGUGACGAAAGGGUUCCGAUCAUUCGUGGAGAGAAUGCAUGGGCAGGAAAAGUUAGACCGGGUCAUGGUGGAUGAGUGUCACACGGCAUUGGAGUGGACGAAAACAUUCCGGCCGCGGAUUGGGCAGUUGGGGUCAGCAUUACAGGAGUUCGGGUUACAGGUCAUUUGUUUAACGGCGACAUUGAAGAGGACAGAAGAGCGGUUGUUAUAUGCACAGUUAGGGUUUGAAGCCGAACGCGUGCGUUUAUUCCGAGAACGAACGACACGGCGGAAUAUUGAGUACCGGGUGGAGAUCAUUGAGGAUAGGGAGGGGGAAGGAGUAGGCCGCCGCAGUGGUGGUCAGCGAUCGGCGCAGGAAGGGGCAAGACGAUGGAAGCAGAAUGGAUCAGCAGCAAAGAACAACAAAGGUGAAGAGGAGGAUGAGGUUAUAGAGCGUGUUUGUGAAGUUGUAAAGACGUGGACAGAAGUAAAUCACAAUGAGGGAAAAGUGGUUAUAUAUGGAGGCACAAUCGAGAGGGUGAAGAAGAUCGCAGCAUCAUUAGAUUGUGUUGGGUAUUGGAACAAGGCGGGAAGUGCGGAGGAUAAAGCAAGAUGGAUGGAGGAGUGGAGAACAAGUGUUGGGGGAAAGUCCGGUUGGAUCGUCGCGACAAACGCAUUGGGAUUAGGGGUUGAUGUGCCGGACGUCAGUGAGGAGGGUGCGGUCAGCAAGCAGGCGUAUGAGUGGGAGGAAGACGUUGUGGAGUUUGUAGAAGGCAAGGAGUGCCGGCGUGAGGUUUUAGACCGCGAGAUGGAUGGGUUUAUGGGACGGGUAGGGUGUGAAGUAGGUGAAGAAGAGCGUUGCGAUGUGUGUAGGGAGCGUGCAUUGCGGAUGGAAGCACAAGUAUCAAGGAGAGGUACAUCAUGGGUCAGCAUACAGAGUGAAGAGGAAGAGGAGUUGGCGAGGGCAGCAGCAGCAGUUGAGGCAGAUUAUGAGAGGAGCAAAAGGUCAAUUCAGUGGGCAGAGAUGGAGCAGGUAGCACGGGUAAUGAAGGAAGCAGAGGACGCGGCAGAUUUCGAGGCGGAGUUAGACGAUUGGAGCGGGCGUUGCAUUGUAUGCAAAGUGGGAGGGAGCGAGGACGAGGUUUAG